Molecule: messenger RNA, 1121 nt
Organism: Gopherus evgoodei (Goodes thornscrub tortoise)
Lineage: Eukaryota; Metazoa; Chordata; Testudines; Testudinidae
Product: zymogen granule membrane protein 16-like
Exons: 4
Coding region: 128-637 (169 amino acids)
Source: RefSeq, a predicted model, not a curated record
GCCCCAUGGACACACGCGGCUCCCUUGCCAGGGCUCCUCGCCGAUCUGUCUCGGUGCCAGCGGCUCUGUGACCUUCUGGGGCUCACCCCUCGCUGGGCUUCACCCCCGGCGCCUCACUCGGCUCGCGAUGAUGCUGCUGCAAAUCCUCGGGGUGACCCUCCUGCUGCUGGGGGACUCGGCCGGGCAAAAGGAGCGCCAGCGCCGACACUCGUAUUCCGGGGAGUACGGCUCGGGCUCGGGGACCCCAUUUUCCUACUCGGGGCCAGACCGAUGGGGCCCCAUCACGGCUCUCCGGAUCUGGGAGCAUUGCAAUAACUUCAUCAGUGGCAUCCAGCUGCAGUUCGGGCACCGGUGGGGCGAGCUCUUUGGGGCGAAGACGGGGCCGGCACUCGAGGUGACCCUGUUACCCCGUGAGCGGAUCACGCAGAUCUCGGGCAAACAUUACACCUACAUCUACCAGCUCAUCAUCUCCACCAACCACGGGCGAACCUUCUUCUUCGGCCAGCCCUACGGCUACAGCUUCAACGCCGUCCCGCUGAGCCGCUCCGAGUACCUGGCCUUCAUCACGGGGCACUACAGCGGGUCGAGCCUCACGGGCAUCGCCAUGCACUGGGCCGACCCGCGGGCGCGGGAGUGAGAGCCAGCGCCAGGCGGAGCCCAGUGGCAGGGAGUUCCCCAGGCUAAAGGCAGCUUUUCUCUCUUCCCGUCUUCGCUUCCAGGCCAGAGACUGGGAAGCCAAUUCCUUAUUCGAAGCAGCAGUUGAUUGCUUAGCAGUGAGGGGAGAGAAGGAUGGGGGGAGGGUCGGUGGGUUUGGGGGGCAGCGCAGGGAGAGAGGGAUUGGGGGAGGGUCAGUGGGUUUGGGGGCAAUGAGGGGCAGGAAGGAUUGGGGUGAGGGUCAGUGGGUUUGGGGAGCAGCGUGGAGAGAGAGGGUUACAUGAGCUCAUGAAAUUAAGAAGCAGGAAAAUCAAGUGGCAGGCUGUUCCGCAGACUAACCCCUACCUCUGUGUCUUUACCUGCUUGUACCCUCUGAGUCCGGCAGUGUGGUAUCAAUGCUUUGCCAGAAUUAGUUGUUGAUUAACUGCAGCCUUUUUGUGCUAACGAGGUGCUAAUUAAAACCCUAA